Messenger RNA from Laetiporus sulphureus 93-53, 1839 nucleotides. RefSeq lists its product as uncharacterized. Lineage: Eukaryota; Fungi; Basidiomycota; Agaricomycetes; Polyporales; Laetiporaceae. The coding region runs from base 298 to 1839 and encodes 513 amino acids. The record is from RefSeq and is a predicted model, not a curated record. The transcript has 9 exons.
GCGUUAAAGGCUGGAGACUGUGGCUCUGCACAGCAUCUUUCGGGAACGAGGCAGUUCUUCGCAACGCGCUGAUGUCCGCCGUACAGGCUAGCGCGGUCAUGCUGUCCCCACAUUACCAUUCCCAUUCGCCACCAUUUUUGCUGCCGCCGUCUCGUUUUAAAGGCACUCACCGCUGAGUCGUCUGCUCUGGUUUCAAGUGCUGGGCAACGCGUCGCAUCGCAGUCGACGCCGCCUUAUACUUGCCAUCGGGACACGUGUAACCAACUGGGUGGAUAGAUCACCGAUUCGCCACGCGCCAUGUUUACUGAGCCGUGGUAUCUCACAGUUGUCCGUACACAUGGGGUCCUCUUCAUCCAGCCAGAGAAGUCGUGGAGGCCCGUCGUCACGGUGGUCGUGGUAGACACGCACCAGAUACACGAAAUUGUCCUUGGAUGUGACGGCCAAAAUCCCAACUUGAAAACCCCAUUCGUUCUACGUGAUGUCCACCAUGAUUCGCGUUUGGACAUCAAGGUCUGGCACAAAUCACACGGCAAGAAUCGCAAAAAGAAACAUCUUAUAGGAUCAGCCUACGUAUCGCUGGGCGAGCUCUUCAAAAAUUCCAGCGCGGGCAGAAAUAUAGACAUCCGCCUGAACUGCCCACCACCUCAAAAGAGAAGCCCUACGGUUGGAAGCCGGCAAAAGCAUAGUGCUAUGCUCGCGGUCAGAUUGCACGCGCCCCGGUCGUUGUCAUCGUCCUCGUCCAUCACUGCAGUCGAAUCCCAGCCUGCGUCCGACCAUGAAGACGGAUAUUCGUCGGCAUGUUCAUCAAGAACGGGACUUAGGAAUGCGCAGCCAUCUUCAAUGGACGAGUCGAGUGUUCCCUCGAAGGAGCAACUGGUGGACAGUACUGGCAAAAGUGGCGAUCAGCUGAUACGUAGACGAAAACCGCGGCCCAAAGGCUUCCGCAUCUACUCCGACGAUGAGAUAGAAAGCUUAUCAGACGAGUCUACAUACGUCACAACACCCCGGAAGGAAUACUUUCCUUCUUUUCCAGAGGAUGAGCGCGAGGUCUUGAAUUGGAUUGACGAAAAGCCUUCGCCGAGCUCGCCGUGGAACUUGAUUUCUAGCAGUGCCCUUCCAGUGUCCCUGCACGACAGAAUCGCGGAACGCCCCCUUUCGUUAGCAGAGAUGUUGGUGGAUCGACAUGCACCAUAUGUCGAACUAAGACAUGCUCAGGUUGACGCCGACUUUGAAAAGGUGCUGGCUAGGUUGAUGGCGGAGUGGUAUACAGUCGGUGGCGCUCUGUUGGCACUCGCUGGCAUUGAUGCGACGAUCUUCGGGCUUGCUCCAGGCUCGAUCUUCGCCAUCGAUAGCCUGGCACAGAGAGCGGUCGCAUUCGGGGCAGUCUGCUCCGGUCUUGGUAUCCUGAUCGACUCGAUAUUCAUACUGCUCUACAGUGGUGCUGAUGCUGAAAAGUUUCAGCGCAUCGCACUAGACGUGUACAAGUCAUAUUUCUUCUUCUGCCUGACAUGCAGGCUCCCGACGCUCUGCCUGUGCAUGUCGGCAGGCACGCUCAUGGUUUUCCUGCUUGCUGUGGCUUGGACGGCAUGGCCAGCUGCGGUGCUCGCGCUAUCAUUCAUAGGAGGCUUGCUAUUCACGUUACAAUACCUCGUGUAUGGGUGCGAUCGGUUGGGCAGGCUCUGCGGUAGAGCUAUCUUGAGAAUAUGGAGGCUUCUGCGGCCUGCCCGUGCCACGGAUGGGGAUACAAGUCACGCUGCCAUACCAGAAAGCACCCGCGCAAUACCAGAGGGCAACUGCGCGACACAAAUAGAGGUCACUGACAAUGCAGGCACAUCGUAA